AUGGGUAUCAAAGAGGAUGGUGCAAGUAGUUCAAUAUUUCCUCACUGGCUCCAGAUUCUACUGGGAGAGAAGUUCUUCAACCCAUGCAUAACUCACGAGUUUGCAAAGAAGAAUGAGAAGAACAUCUUUUGCAUGGAAUGUUGCAUCAGCAUAUGCCCCCAUUGCUUACCUUCUCACCACCCUCACCCUCUCUUACAGAUAAGAAGGUAUGUUUAUCAUGAUGUUAUGAGAUUGAGAGAUGCUCAACAAGUGAUGAAUUGUUCCCUUGUUCAACCAUACACAACAAACAGCGCAAAAGUGGUAUUUUUGAACCAAAGGCCAAUGUCCCACGGCUCCUUGAGAUGCUCAGGCAGGGUUUGUGUUAAAUGUGACCGUUUUCUCCAAGACCCAUUCCUCUAUUGUUCUCUCUCCUGCAAGGUUCAUCACCAACUAGAGACCGCCAACAGUGGUGGAAACUGUGAGUUACCGAUAUUACCAGAAAAACCGAGAAGUAAGAGCCUUUCAGAGAUCGAAGAAGAUGAUCAUGAUCAUGACCAAACGACUCGUGACUCGGUCCUCGACUCUAACUCGGGUUCAGCGAGUGCACGCGCAAUGAGAGACAAAACAGUAGCUUGUAGUACUGUCACAAAAGAGUUCGCGAAAAUGAAACGCGGUAGCUUAAACUCAGUGCCUCGGGGUUCUUACCGGCUUAGAUGCUCGCCGGAGUCGGAGAUUGCCCUGGCUUUGAACCGGAGAAAGGGUGUGCCUCACCGUUCACCGUUGAAUUGA
This is a messenger RNA of Corylus avellana, 768 nucleotides long. The record is from RefSeq and is a predicted model, not a curated record. Lineage: Eukaryota; Viridiplantae; Streptophyta; Magnoliopsida; Fagales; Betulaceae.